UGGUCUUCUAAUAAGACAAAUUAAUUUGCUUAUAAUUUUUCUUUAGAUUUCACAACUAUGAUCUUAUUGUCAAGGAAAGCAAAGAUAUAAAAUUGCAGAGGUCAAUUAUUAGAGAGCUGUGGAGCCAACAAACCCUGAAAAUAUCGCCAGGAACCAUUCAAACAGGUACAUAACAAUAAAGACUCAUGUUGAUGGUGCACCAAAAGAGUCCCACUUUGAGCUCAAGACUGCAGCUCUUCUUCUCUCAGCUGAGCCUGGGUCCAAUGAUGUCAUAGUGAAGAAUCUCUAUGUAUCCAUUGACCCAUACCAGAUCAACCGCAUGAAGACUCAGAGUUCGUCUCAGAAAGCCAUAAGUUUUGCAGUUGGUAUAACCCCCGGGGAGGUUAUUGAUGCUUAUGGUGUGGGAAAAGUUGUGGCCUCUGGGAAUCCCAGGUUUGAGAAGGAUGACUUGGUGGUUGGCGUCAUCACUUGGGGAGAAUAUAGUGUAGUAAAAGAAGGAACAAUAUUAAAUAAAUUGGACUCCAUGGGAUUUCCAGAGACUUACCAUCUUGGAGUUCUAGGGUUUAGUGGAUUGUCAGCAUAUGGUGGAUUUUUUGAGCUAUGCAAGCCCAAGAAGGGGGAGAAAGUCUUUGUAUCUGCAGCUUCUGGAUCGGUAGGAAAUUUGGUUGGACAGUUUGCCAAACUUUUUGGUUGCUAUGUUGUUGGCUGUGCCGGAAGCAAGCAAAAGGUAGAAUUGCUUAAAGAAAAGCUUGGAUUUGACGAUGCAUUCAACUACAAGGAAGAAACAGACUUGAAGUCAGCUUUGAAAAGGUACUUCCCAGAUGGAAUUGACAUAUACUUCGACAAUGUGGGGGCUGAGAUGCAGGAAGCAGCAGUUGCCAACAUGAAUGCCUUCGGUAGAGUUGCUGUUUGUGGGGUAAUGUCCGAGUACACGGAUGCUGGAAAACGAGCUGCUCCAGAUAUGCUAGAUGUUGUGUACAAGAGAAUCACAAUCCGAGGAUUUUUGGCAGCUGAUUUUAUGAAUGUGUUUGCAGAUUUUAUAUCAACAACCUCGGAUCACCUUCGUUCGGGUAAUAUGCAGGCAGUUGAAUACAUCACACCUGGGUUGGAGAACAUCCCCUCUGCUUUCAUUGGACUCUUUCGGGGUGACAACAUUGGAAAGACAAUUGUUAAGAUUGCAGAGGAGUGAAUGGAAAGAAAGAAAAAAAAAAGGGUUAUUUUCUUGAAUAAUAAAAUGAAAGGAACACUACUCCAUUAAUCAUUUUGUUGGUCUUAUGGUGAUUGUAGUUUUCAUUGUUGUUGUUGUUGUUGUUUUUUUUUUUUUUUUUUUUUGUGCCUCUGAUGGCAGUUGUUAGUAGUAGCUACUUUCCUAGCAAUUCAUGAGAAUUAUCGAGCACUGACAGUACCAAUUGUCGGAUGAUGACUUGUCUUU
Molecule: messenger RNA, 1432 nt
Organism: Corylus avellana
Lineage: Eukaryota; Viridiplantae; Streptophyta; Magnoliopsida; Fagales; Betulaceae
Product: NADPH-dependent oxidoreductase 2-alkenal reductase
Molecular function (GO): oxidoreductase activity, acting on the CH-CH group of donors, NAD or NADP as acceptor
Source: RefSeq, a predicted model, not a curated record